UUCCAGCGGCAUAGGAACGGACGGUCCUGGCUGUGUUUCUGGGGGAGCAUUUUCAAACGAAACAUACAACUUCUGACGUUUUUCGGACAAACAGUAGCUAAGUCAGCAAAGUCAGUCAGUGUUGCUGUUGUUUUUUUGAAACUCAGAAUGUUGGUGAACGUUGACUCUGGGACGUUUUGGUAGCCUGUUUCCGUGGAUGUUUUCAUGGUUAGGACCAUGGAGCGCUCAGCCAGCAUUAAUGCUGACCAACCCCAGCAGCCUGGUAAUAAUGGUUGUUGCGUUAAAUGGCGCAACUGGUGGGGCUUUUGGCUCCUUGGACUUUGCAACAACUUUGCUUAUGUGGUCAUGCUGAGUGCGGCUCACGACAUCCUUGAAAAGCAAGAAUCAAAAAACUCAACAGUGACUGCUUCAGAUCAGCUGGCUGUGGGCUUCCGAGCUGGAAACAGUAGGAACAGUAGUCGGUACGACUGCAGUCCUGUCAGCACCGGGGCUGUGCUUCUGGCUGACAUUCUUCCAACACUCUUCAUCAAGAUUUUAGCUCCCUUUGUGAUCCACAAAGUACCCUAUGGUUUUCGGGUGCUGUUUUGUGUCGCUAUGGCAGCAGCAAGUUUCCUGCUUGUUUCCUUUUCCUUCGCUGUGUGGCUAAGUAUUGUUGGAGUGAUCUUUGCCAGUAUAAGCUCUGGGCUGGGGGAACUAUCAUUCCUGUCACUCAGUGUCUUCUUCAACAGGAAUGUUCUGGAAGGCUGGGGUUCUGGGACUGGUGCUGCUGGUGUUGCUGGUUCCCUUCUCUAUGCAGGCCUCAUCCAGGCACAUCUGUCCCCCCGGACAACACUGCUCAUCAUGUUAAUUGUUCCGUUUGCAAUGCUAGCUAGCUAUUUCUUUCUGCUGGUUCCUGAACCUUCUCUACCUCAGUGGAGCAGGUCGGAGACAGAGUGUCCACCUGUGGACUCGGAGGAACGACAGCGACUGAUGGAUGAAUUAGAAGAUGACCUGGAGACAUCAGCUCCAGAGGACAGGACCAUGGGACCGGUCACCCUGCAGGAGAAGUUAGCUGUCACCAAGGGCUUGUUACCGUUUGUUAUUCCUCUGGGACUGGUCUACUUUGCUGAGUACUUCAUCAACCAAGGCUUGAUGGAGCUCCUGUUUUUUCACAACUCUUCCUUAUCGCAUGCGGAACAGUAUCGCUGGUACCAGACCUUGUACCAGGUUGGUGUGUUUGUGUCCCGAUCCUCUCUGCGUUUGAAAAAGUUCAGGAAAACCUGUAUUUUCUCGCUACUGCAGAUGGUGAAUGCAGUAUUCCUCAUCUUUGCUGUGCUCUUCCAGUUUCUGCCCAGCAUCUGGAUUGUCUUUGGUAUCAUUCUCUAUGAAGGUCUGCUAGGAGGAGUGGCCUAUGUAAACACCUUCCACUUCAUCAGCAAGGAGACUGAAAGCAGAUACAGAGAGUUUGCCAUGGCAACGUCCAGUGUGGGAGACAGUCUGGGAAUAGCUCUGGCUGGAGCUGCAGCUUUCCCCACACAUAGCUACUUCUGUUCCCUGUGACGAAGAAUAACCAACAUAGAGCAGGACUCUAUGUCAACAAUUUCUUUAAAGAUUGGGACUUAGAAUAAAAUGCAUAACUCUUUCAUAAAAAUCCUCAUCUACACAUAAAGAAUUCCCUCUGAAUUCAGCAGCACCAAUUGGUGAAUCCUCUGCAGUUGAGAAGAAAACUUUCAUCAGCAGUGCUUCCCAGAACUGUUCAGCUUCCAACCCACAAAAUACCAGUGAAAGAGGCUGGUAGUGACAGCAGACAAUGUAUCCACUUGGAUCUGUUUUUAUUCACUCAUAAGUACUGAUUUUAUCUGUUUUGAUAUUUAUAGCUAAAAAUACUAUACCAUAUUCUUUUAUUUAGUUCUAUUUUUAAGGGGAUCUCAGGACAUUUGAGGAUUCACAAGUCCAGAUGGAAAUACUGACAACGUUGAGAACCUCUGCCUUAUAUUGUGUCUGCUCCAUAAAACAAAUUUAAGAAACUCAUUAAAUAAUAUGUUUCUACCCAGA
This is a messenger RNA of Poecilia latipinna (sailfin molly), 2034 nucleotides long. RefSeq names its product CLN3 lysosomal/endosomal transmembrane protein, battenin (gene cln3). The record is from RefSeq and is a predicted model, not a curated record. The transcript has 15 exons. The coding region runs from base 205 to 1539 and encodes 444 amino acids. Lineage: Eukaryota; Metazoa; Chordata; Actinopteri; Cyprinodontiformes; Poeciliidae. Gene Ontology annotation, biological process: lysosome organization; regulation of intracellular pH. Gene Ontology annotation, cellular component: membrane; lysosome.